Scophthalmus maximus (turbot) is the source of this 2258-nucleotide messenger RNA. RefSeq names its product ZPR1 zinc finger (gene zpr1). The transcript has a single exon. NCBI's taxonomy places the organism in Eukaryota, Metazoa, Chordata, Actinopteri, Pleuronectiformes, Scophthalmidae. The coding region runs from base 149 to 1507 and encodes 452 amino acids. The record is from RefSeq and is a predicted model, not a curated record. Gene Ontology annotation, cellular component: nucleus; cytoplasm. Gene Ontology annotation, molecular function: zinc ion binding.
AAGAAAACAACGCGGAAGUGACUUGAGAAGUUAAACGUGGUGACGCCACCGACAGAUUGACAUCUGGAAGGUUCCAGCAGCAGCUUGUUUUCUACUCCGAGCGACGCAGCGACACUUCGACGGAACCAGGAGCAGAACUCAGGGGAACAUGUCUGUGAUCUCCGAGGACCACGUUCGAGGCUCCAGCGUCUUCAAGGACAUCAGCGCCGACGACGACGACGGGCUGCCCGCCGAGAUCGAGAGUCUGUGUAUGAACUGCCACCAGAACGGCUCGACCCGCCUGCUGCUCACCAGGAUCCCCUUCUUCAAGGAGAUCAUCGUCAGCUCGUUCAGCUGCGACCACUGCAGCUGGUCCAACACGGAGAUCCAGUCCGCGGGCCGGAUCCAGGAGCAGGGCGUCUGUCACACGCUGCGGGUCCGGAGCAAGCAGGACCUGGACCGGGAGAUCGUGAGGGCGGACAGCGCGACCACCAGGAUCCCCGAGCUGGACUUUGAGAUCCCCCCCUUCACCCAGAAGGGAACCCUGUCCACCAUCGAGGGUCUUCUGGACCGGGCGGUCGCCGGGCUGGAACAGGACCAGCCCGGCAGACGAGACACUCAGCCCGAGGUGGCCGAGAAGAUAGAGGAGUUCAUCAGGAAGCUGAGGAAGUUGAAGGAAGUGGAGAGCGAGUUCACGCUGGUGAUCGAGGAUCCGGCCGGGAACAGCUUCGUGGAGAACCCGCGGGCCCCCCAGAAGGACGAGGCCCUCGCCGUGUCCCUGUUCAAGAGGACCAUGCAGCAGGACAUGCAGCUGGGCCUCCGGGCCGACGACGACCUGGAGGAGGAGGAGGAGAAGGAGCCGGCCGAGAACGACCUGGAGGCCAUGAGAGGGGAGGUUCUGGUCUUCAACACCAACUGCCCCGAGUGCAACGCGCCGGCCUCCACCAACAUGAAGCUGGUCCAGAUCCCUCACUUCAAGGAGGUCGUCAUCAUGGCCACCAACUGCGACGUCUGCAGCCACCGGACCAACGAGGUGAAGUCCGGCGGCGCCACGGAGGCGCUGGGCACCAAGAUCACCCUGCACAUCACGGACCCGUCCGACAUGACCCGGGACCUGCUCAAGUCCGAGACCUGCUCCGUCGCCAUCCCCGAGCUGGAGUUCGAGCUGGGCAUGGGGGCGGUGGGCGGGAAGUUCACCACGCUGGAGGGGCUGCUGACGGACAUCAAGGACCUGAUCGUCUCCAAGAACCCCUUCAUGUGCGGCGACAGCAGCACCACGGGCCGGGUGCAGAAGCUGAGCGAGUUCGGCGAGAAGAUUGACAAGGUGAUGUCCGCAGAGAUGGACGUCCACAUCGUCCUGGACGACCCGGCGGGGAACAGCUACCUGCAGAACGUGUUCGCCCCGGACCCCGACCCCGAGAUGACGGUGGAGAAGUACACCCGCACGUUCGAGCAGAACGACGACCUGGGCCUGAACGACAUGAGGACGGAGGGGUACGAGGAGGAGACCUCGACCGCCGGCAACUGAACGGACUGGACUCAGACCUGAUGAAUCCUGAGUCGUUGUGUUGAUUCGUAUGUUUGUGUCAUUUUAAGUUAAAGUUAAACCCUGAGUGGUCGUGCGAGGUUUGAAUCCUGAGGCACCGACAUGUACAGUGGAAAUAAUUAGUAUGAUAAUAACAGGGAUGCUGUUCUAAACCAGAAUCUGGUGUUUAGUGCAUUCUCUGUAACUCCCCAGCAGAUGGCGCUGGGUUACCGCUUUUCUUUUCUGUGGAACCCCCCCAGACACACACACACACACACACAGACACUCACACACACACAAUCACACUCACACUCACACUCACACUCACACACACUCACACUCACACACUCACUGUGUGAAUUUUGUUUCAUACACCUGCGAGGACAUGACAUCGUCUCAGUAAAGCCAGAUUGAUGAUUCAGUUCCGCUCUUUUGAUUUUCUGCUCUAAUCUGCAUAGUUACGUCUUCAGAACAGCCAGAAUUUUAAUUUCACCACAAACGGACUCGGUUGAAUCAAACACGAUGUGGAGGUUUAUUCACACGACAGUUUCUGUCACGUCGCUGUGAAUAAAAAAAACUUCAGCUGCUAACGCCUCAUUCUUUGCAAUUAUGAUUAGAGCCCGACCGACAUAUCGGUAUCAGCGCUUAUGUUUACCGAUAUUAAAUCUUCUAUUGUGCAGAAGAAACCAUGCGGAAAAAAAAGUGCAUUUAUGUUUUACAUUUGACUUAAAAUAAAGAUUUUUUCUUAAUUCAA